ACCGAGGGUGUUUUCCGCAUUCACCUUGCUCCUUUCAAAGCACAACAAUUCACUCUGCAAAAUCUUUCGACUUUCUGUAGAAAAACCCAAAUCACCCUGACUCACCAUUCAACAACCGAAAAAGGACAUGAAGACCCAAAUCCGCGAAGACCUCUUAUACCGACUACGCUGGAACCUGGUAGCCCCGCUCCACGACAUCGAAAUCGCAAUAGGACCCAAGAAUGAAGAAAAGCUUGUCUCAUUAUUCGAACAUCCUUGUGUGGAAGCAAAUAUCUCAGUACCCAGCCUGCGCCAUCUCGAGGUGAUGAGCGACGAUAUGUGGAGAUCACACGAGGCCUGGCAUCAUGGCGACGACAGUCCCGAGCCAGACUGCGCAUGUAAGCCUCCGCCCAAUCUUGUCAUCGAAAACGCAGACGGGAGACCUGUUACGCUGGGGCAGUUUGUCACGCAGGUUCAUGCAUACUUGAAUGAGCACAUGGUUCAGGUUAAGAGGGCUAUGACUAUGUUUCAGAAUGUCAUUCCUGGAGAAGCGAUUCCUCUCUUCCAGCGCGCGUGGAAUCGGGGGACGCGCGAUCCAGACGUUUUGUUGUCGGUUUAUUUGACGCUGGAAAGGGAUGGGGAGGUUAUGGAGGAGCAUUGGGCCAAGCAAUUGGAUUUUGCGCGACGAUAUGAAGAUGGGAGAUUUGGUGAUGUUUGUAAUGCUACGAGUGGACGCGAUGCUUGAUAGUUUUGAUCAGUAUCACGCUGCCUGUGGCUCUAGUGGGUUGCUAGCUUUCCUCGGUCAAGAGGAGCUUAUGUAGUUAGGACUGGAAGCAUUUAAGUUUUAUAUGAUGGUGGACUGCUUUAGAGCAAGCACUAUCGCCCUAGUCCCUGUUACACUGUGUAUACUUCAUCAUUGCCAUUGGUG
Alternaria rosae is the source of this 907-nucleotide messenger RNA. RefSeq lists its product as uncharacterized. Lineage: Eukaryota; Fungi; Ascomycota; Dothideomycetes; Pleosporales; Pleosporaceae. The record is from RefSeq and is a predicted model, not a curated record. The transcript has a single exon. Bases 128 to 724 code for a protein of 198 amino acids.